This is a messenger RNA of Amoebophrya sp. A25, 4441 nucleotides long. Lineage: Eukaryota; Dinophyceae; Syndiniales; Amoebophryaceae. The record is from the annotation of a GenBank genome assembly.
UGAAGACGUCGAGGCCUCAGAUCAUGGUACUAGAGCUGCAACUGUGCCAUUUUAUGACACUGAAUCUCUAGCCGCAAGAGGAAGCACGGCAACAGCACCAGCAGGCACCUCUUCUAGAGAUAGGUCCCACAGACUGCUCAGCAGGCAUCCGCGCGAGCAGGUUGGCGGGUCUUCUAGUAGUAGCAGCAAUCGCAGGCUGCUCCACGACACAGCACCCGUAGACCCAGGCCCCUCACGUGGGGAAGCAGCAAGUUGGUCUUCCUAUGUUGAGGAGGCUCGUAAUGACCAGAUUGGAGCUCCGAUGUCGUCGUCCUCAAAUCCUCCUCCCUCUUCAUCAGCUAGUAGAUCCAACAGUGCCAGAAGCCAACCAAAAACUACGCAGCAUUGGAGAUAUAGAGACCUGCUGCGCGAUUCCUAUCGACCAGGUGGAAGCCCGCGCCAGCAUAGGAACAGUGAACAUGUAGCCCUCGGUCAAGAGCAUCCGGCUGAUGCUAGAAGUACAACUACGCUUGACAAACAUAGAACAAGAAACAUAUUAGCAUCAGACGAUCAACUACAUCAUGAUCAUGGCAGUGGUAGACACGAGGAUAUUUUCCACGAAGAAGGAGACGACGACUACACUGAAGAAGUAGAUCCUGCAGCUGGCCACGAGGAGGAUGAAGCUUAUUAUCUGGACGAAGACAUAGAGAUAGAACAUGAUGAUACACACAGUGAAGAUCCGGAGACGAGACAUCUAGCCCGGUCCACCUUCGUGGAUUAUGGAGAUAUUUCGAUCCAAGGUAUGGCUUUUACCUACUUUGCAGUCGGAAUUCUGAAGAUGAUAGCUGUAGCCUUCUGCACCGCUGCCGGCGGAAGUGGCGGUUUUUUUGCGCCAUCCAUGAUCAUAGGGGGUUAUUUCGGAGGAGCACUAGGAAGCGUCUUGAAGUGGAUCUCAGGACCACACGAAGUGAAUGGAACGUACUACAAGAACAAGAACAAGCACCCCCGUUCAGAACGGGGGUGCUUGUUCUCGUUCUUCACCUUCUGCUGUAUUUUGUUGAAAGCGUCCGUAGUGCUCGCGUUGGAGUUUUUUUUGCAAGAUAGAGUCUUGCAUGGUUUUUUGCAACUAUGCAGGCACCUCUGCGUGUCUUGGUCUUCUGAUGAUCCCCGGCAACUGCCCUUUCUCAGGUACCUCCAGCUCUGCGUUCUUUUCGGGAUGGUGGGAUUUUUCGCAUCGAGUUUCCGAUUGCCUCUCACCGGCGCUUUGUGCAUUUACGAGCUGAUCGUUGCGAGCACUGACGAUGAAUCGAACAUUGCGGGAUCCCACAUCGUCAGCCGCCUCUUCUUCCCGAUGCUAGUGUGCUCCAUCGUGUCCUUCUGUCUGAGCAUCUACAUGCAUCCACAAGCGUUGCUAGAAAGGACGAUGGAACAAGACGGACUCCAUAAUCUUUGCUUUGGGAAUGGUACUCCAAGUUGUCAUUGCGGUAUGCCUUCAACAAGAAAUGAGUCGAAUUCUAUUACGUUCACGACAACUUCACGAGCAUAGAUACUACUUGGAUGUUUCUUCAUCGCAUCAGGUCAUGAUUGAUCAUGAUACCCUAUAUCAAUCUUCAGGUAGCAUCGACGGCGAAAGUAGCAGUGAAGACGAGACGAGUACAGAGGAUAGCAGCACCAGUGACACCAAAGACGAGAGCGCCGAGAAGGAGGUGGAAGGAACAACCGAUGGCCUCACCGUCUCGUCCCUCAAGAGUGCUGACAACAAGCCGCCGGAGUCUAUUCUCGGUCUCGUCUCCAAAACCCUGCUUCCCCCAGAACUCAAGCAAUCGGGCAGUAGCCGCCGUCAGUCCGUGGACUUGGGCCAGGUGUUCCGGAAACCACUGUAUGAGACUGGUAGUUUCGCAGGAGGCUCCGCACAGCAGAGCAGCCGGAGUAAAAAUAGACGGUCAAUAAAAGGAGACGGAACCUCACCUGAGGAAUCUCCAGAUCAAGACACUAGUAACACCACUGGAAGUCGCAGUAGUCGAAAUGCUUCAGACAUACCAGAAUAUCUCAAAGUAAAAUAUACUCAUUCUGUUUUAUUGUUGGGUUCGAAAUUAAUCGAUUCGUUUUCCUCGAUUGGGAUUGUUGAAUACUAGACUAAAAUAUAGUAUAAUUAUGUUUUACCCAUCAAUGACAAUUUUCAUUUUCUCUUUGUCACCAUGCUCUACUACAGCCUUCUAUUCCUAACCAGGACACCGGAGCAGGGCCCCUCACCAGAAUACGGCGCGCGUCUCACCCGCCAGCUUCCCGUAUUUCGAAAAACACUAGCGAAAGGAUCGUCGAUUUUUACAGGCGCAACAGUGUGGAUAUCCGGAAGGAGUUUGAGGCGCUUAAAGCGAACAGCGCAAACCUCACAUCCACGCACAGCACGAGCAGCAAACGCAGCUGUACUCUUUCUUGUUAUCCUUAUCUAUCAUAUUUAUCAAUAUCUUUCUCGGCAGCAUUCAUUGAUGGCAUGAUUGGAGAAAAUGAAAUGUUAACGUCAACGAAAACCACGUGUCUGAACGCCGAGCUUGAUAAACGAUGAUAAUCAUUAUAUCACUUAUCAAAACCCCACGAGUCUCAUUUUUGACACCUUUGUACUGGUGGCAUGUUGCAGAUGAGGCCAGACUUGUUGAUGUUGAAGAAAAACGCAACAGAUAACCACGUCGAGAUACCUCUGCCAGAUCGUGGCGCGUUUCCUCUGGGGACUGGUUUUUCAAGCGACAGCGCUGUUGGAACGGUCAAGACGAUUAGCCCAUCGGGGAGCAUUAGUUGUAAAAAUACGAGUUCUUAGUUAGACUUAGAUCAUCAUGGAAAUUUAAGCAAUGUUGAUACAUCAAUUCUUUGAGGUAGUACUUGUUGUUUCAAACUUCUCAGUUCUUCUUCUUGUUCACAAGAACACAAUCAAGACCAGCGCGUCAUAGAUAUCAUGCACAUUUUGUCAUUAUAGUCCUCCCCAUUCGCGACACCAAAACAGGUCGCGAAGCUCCCGGCUACCUUCAGAGCGGGCGAGCGGGUUUUGGUGGCGGUACAGGGGACGCGGGUGGUGACAAUAGUCCGCCAUCAGUACCGCGUGAGUUGAAUUUAGGAGGGCUACCAGGUGAGGACUUGUGCUCACUGCAACAUGCUGCAGUCAGUGCACGUCAUGUGGGUGGAUCUUCAUCAAGCAAACAAGCGUCUCCUAUGGGUUUGCCCCCCGAUGACGCUAUCUCAGUGGCUCUGAGCAUUGGGCAAGUGAGUAGUGGAGGUGCAGGUAGCACAGUGGGGAGAGGAGGUAAGAUAAAAAUUUAAAAUUAAAAACUGUUAAAAAAAUUAACUGUUAUUUUUAUUAAAAAUAUUCAGCAUGAUCUGUGACUAGUCCUAGUGUUUUUGUACGUAGGGAAUUUUCCGAAACAACUGUCUAGAAACAUCCCUCCGUCAGGUCCAGCAGGUGGCCCAUCCGGCGCACCAGGAGGCGGUUCUAAUCGCCCGGAGCACAAGCGUGGGGGUAAACGUAACACCAAGGUGAACAAUUCGACCUCAACGAUGAGGAUCCUUGAAAAUGCGAUGAAGCGACGCGGAGAGCAGAAAGGCAGUGACGCGAUCUCUAGCACGAUAAGCAGUGCUGCAGGGUUUACGACAGCAAUAUGGAGAUUCUCUAAAGAAGGUUCACUAGUUUCGAGCACGAGCUUCUCUGCGGACGAUGUGGAAAGAAAGUAGAAAAUCGGCAUUUUUGAAUUGGACGACAGGGAGGAUGAGGAAAUGUCAACGUGCAUUUGGGAGCAGAUUCGCACCUCACUACUUAGGUCUUUUUCCAUCCUGCUUCUUCUCUUCCUGUAGUUUCUCUCCUCUCCUUUCAUACUUUCCGACGGCAUUGGCGUUUUGGGCGGUGGAGGAUCGUUCCCUGGCGGACAACCUUUAGCACCAGCUGGUGGCGUAGGUGGCGGCUUCGCCCGACCAAGUGGCAUCUUUCAUCGUGGACGAUCUGGUAGUAUCUCCACGACCCCAGGACAAAUGUGGCGUGAUAUGAAGGAAUUUAGAGAGAGCAAGGCGGAAAACAAGGUACUCUCCUGAAGAUAAGUAAAGUUGUAAAUUAUACUUAGAACAAGUAGUGCUUCUUGAAGAUGAAGUCGUUCUCGUUCACCACUGCUAAGUAGUGUCUCAGGACUAAAUGCACCUGAAAGUAGUAGCCAAAACGUCGAUAUGCAACCAAGAAACUGAAGGAACUUUAUUCUUUGAAGACAGUCACAGUUUUCGAUUCCAUCUCCAAGGCACACAUGUCAACAACAAACAGUGGAACGUCCUCGCAUCCAUGUCCGAGGAGGACAUGCCUCCUGACAUUUCGCAUUCGCAACGCAGCUUGAAUCCUAAACCAAGCCUCUCAAUGUCCUCAUCCAGUCAGUUUGCCUUGCCGUCAGAGAUUGUUUAUCCGCAGUCAGUACCGGAAGAGGAGGAGAACUAG